AGUUUAAAAAUAAAGAUAGUUCAGCAUGUUUCUAGAAUAAAUGUGAAGAAACAUAAAGGGACUGCAUGAGGUCACCUGGUCUCUCAACGUGAUGUUGCCAUCCAGCCCUUCAGGACCCUUUCUCCCUCUGCUCCUGGACACACCCAGGCACCUCCCAGGAGGAGCGCUCUAGAAACAAGUAACCAACUGAUGCUGCAGCUGGUCCCACUCCCUGUGAGCUGCUCAGAAUCCAUCAGAACAGCAGGAAGCGGUCAGCAUGGGAACAGUGAUGAGGACGGUCUUCAGGGGAUUGGAUGACAAUGGGAGUUGCCAAAGCUGGGAGGAAAUCAAGAGGACGAAUGAUUCUCUCACACCAGGAAAUAAGCUAAGCUCUGGGAUUUGUCUCUAUAUUAAGUCAUAAAAGGGAAAAGAGAGAACACCCAAACAAAAUACAAUUACUGUACAGUUGUCAUCUUUAUAGAAACGCACAGUUAAUGCAAAUAUAUUUUCUCCUUUUGAAUUUCGUACUUGAAGAGGCUACCAAAACAUCAUCAUGUAUAACUGAAUUUAGAAUAUUUGGAUAUGUUUAUUAUGUUCUUUCACUUAUACUUCACAAAAUAUUCUUUCACUUAUACAUAAAUUUCAGUAUCAAGUGCUGAUAAAGAAAAUAAAACUCUCACAAUAAAACUACAAACACUGGAGAUGGAACAGAGGUCCCAGAAGAUUCUAAUGUAUCAGAUUAGGUUAUCUUAUAGUUCAUUUUAUUAUCUAUAAAUAACUAUAUAUAUACUUAUCAUAUUAUUCCCUUGAUUCAAGUGGCUUAUUUUUCUGAUUUAUAUGAGCACACUGAGUCAGUUUUUACAACGUAUCUAAAAAUAGACUAUAGAAAACUUGCCAAAGUAAUACAUUUCUAAAUGCUAACUCUGUAAGUUUCAGUAAAUAUUUUCUGUUUUGAUGGCCUACAGCUCCGAGCUUCCUGUUGUGGACAUGGGCUUAUCUGUCUCUGCCACAGGAGCAUGACAGACAACCAGACGUGGAUCACAGAAGUCACCCUGCUGGGAUUCCAGGUGGACCCAGCACUGGAGUUGGUCCUCUUUGGGCUUUUCUCUCUCUUCUAUACCCUCACCCUUCUGGGGAAUGGGGUCAUUCUGGGGCUUAUCUGCUUAGAUCCUAGACUUCACACCCCCAUGUACUUCUUCCUCUCCCACUUGGCCAUCAUUGACAUGUCCUAUGCUUCCAACAAUGUCCCCAAGAUGCUGGCAAAUCUUGUGAGCCAGAAAAGAACUAUCUCCUUUGUUCCUUGCAUUAUGCAGACAUUUCUCUAUCUGGCUUUCGCUAACACAGAGUGCCUGAUUUUGCUGGUGAUGUCCUAUGAUCGUUUUACAGCAAUCUGCCACCCCUUACGUUACACUGUCAUCAUGAGCUGGAAAGUGUGCUUGGUCCUGGUCACCAUUUCAUGGGCAUUUAGCUUCAUUUUGGCUCUGGUCCAUUUAAUUCUCAUCCUGAGGCUGCCCUUCUGUGCGCUUCAUGAAAUCAACCACUUCUUCUGUGAAAUCCUGUCUGUCCUCAAGCUGGCCUGUGCUGACACUAGGCUCAACCAAGUUGUCAUCUUUGCAUCCUGUGUUUUUAUCUUAGUCGGGCCCCUGUGCUUGGUGGUGGUCUCCUACACACGCAUCCUCUUUGCUGUCCUCAAGAUCCAGUCUGGGGAGGGCCGCAGAAAGGCCUUCUCUACAUGCUCCUCCCACCUCUGUGUGGUCGGGCUCUUCUUUGGCAGCGCCAUUGUCAUGUACAUGGCCCCCAAAUCCCACCAUCCUGAGGAGCAGCAGAAGAUCCUUUCCCUGUUUUACAGUCUUUUCAACCCUAUGCUGAACCCACUGAUCUACAGCCUCAGGAACACAGAGGUCAAGGGUGCCCUGAGGAGAGCACUGUGCAAGGAGAGGCCAGUGUGAGAGACAGUGGAGAUCAUCAUGGGGGUGGGGGCUUGGCUCCUUGUGAAUAUUGGUGGGUGGCAUGUUCUGCCUUAUGCUAUAACAGAUGCCACUUUCAAAAAGAUUAUAGAUCUAAACAUAUAACCAGAAACCAUAAAUAUUUUAAAAAAUAAAAUAGAUGAAUAUCUUCAUGACCUUGGGUAGGCAAAGAUUCUCAGAGAUGACCCAAAAAUCAUAAAACAUACAAUUUGAAAAAUUGAUAAAUAUUGGGCCUUUUUAAAAUGACUCAUUUUGUUCAUCGAAGUCACUGUUAAGAAACAAGAAAUGUAAGGCACAGACCAAGUAUUUUGUAUUUUUUAAAAUAUAAUGGUCAGUCAGGUGUGGCCACAAGAGGAGACAAAGCAGAGGCUCAGGACAAAACACUUGAUUAUACUCCCAGGUCCUGGAGACGGGAGGUGGGGGACAGCAUGCAAGGCCAUAUGGGCAUGACACCAGAGUGGUCUGGAGCAGGAGACAGGAGUGAGGAGAGGUUUAGACCACCACCUUUAAAGGCAUUUCUGCAGGAAACACCCAAUAGAGAUGGGAGAUAAGAACAAGUUGGAGUUCUUAUAACAGGUAAAUCUUUACCACAUAAAGAAAGAUAAUCGUGUAGCCUGACAGAGCAGGCAAAUCCUAAAGCAGCGAAUUCCUCUGAUAUUCGGAGCCCAAGUCAUCCUAUUUUCAAUAAUCCCCUUUGAAAUCUCUCUGGCCUUCGUUCUCCCUUGAAGUAUAAAGUGCUGUAUAAUAGUAUAUCUUACUGUUUUCUUCUUUUUUCUUGGUCCUCCUCAAUCAGUUUGAUAAUCACCAUGUGCACUUCUAAACUUCAUACAACUGCCCAUGCAUUUCCCCUCGAUUUUACCCAUUUCUUGGUAUUUAAAUGUUCCACUCCCUAAUUGCUCUGCAGUUUGGUUUGAAAUAUCUUUCUGUCAUCUUCUCACAAGAAGAUGUGAGCAUUCAUGGGCUUCCAUCUGUCUUACUGAAAAUGAGUAUUAAAAAAGAAAUGUAAUGGAAUAUUUUUAAAAAGAAAGAACAGUUUGCCAUUGUAAACUUCAAGGUCGUGGAAUGAUGAAUCCCUGAUCUCGAAAAGCAAAAUAAAAUGAAAAUAGAUAUUUUUUAAAAUAAUAAAAUAAAAUAUGACUUUUUUCUCAUCAGUGGGAUUUUCAAACCCUGACAAACUAGAUAAUAUCUUAAUAUCUCACAUCAAAUUUUUAAAAUAUACUGCUCCCAAAUGUGAGAAUAAAGUAAGAAAAAAGUGCUUUUCGGUGCAAAAUUGUAAUUAUUAUAAAAGGUUAAAACACUAAGAGGGCUUUUCAGUGCAGCUGCUGAGAGAGAAAGCGGCCUGAGGCCCCACCAUGCAGGCAGGGAGGCGGUGGACACUGCAGGCCCUACUGACAGCCUCUGCAAGGUGCAGCAAACCCAUGAGUUUUGAAGAUGCAUGAAGGUCAUCAAGAUAAAUGCUUCUAAAAACUUGUCAUAGAGAAGACUGUGAAACAACUACUAGGGCCACAACUGUGUGUUACAAGAGGUACCAAAAUUUACAUCACAUAGGUAGUUGUAGAUGCAUGUUCAGUCCUUAACCAUGGUAUUCCAAAAUCCUUCACUACGCAAGUAUGGUGUGCAACAGUUUGGAAAGUAAAAAUGAAGAAUUGACAAGAACAGAUGAACAGAAGCAGACAAUGAAAAUUAAUAUUUUAUUCGACAUUGAUAACAUAUCUCACAAUAAUUUAUAGAGAAAAAAUAUAUUAAUGGGGAAUUCUACUUCUGGUAUGACAUUGUGACAAGCGUUUGUGGACAUGCUCCCCAGGGAAACUGGUGAAAGCUAUUUUUAAACAACCAGUCAAACUCUCUGGAAAUGGCCUGAAGGGCAUACAACAAAUGAAGAAACAUUUCUUCAAGAAAAUCUACUAAGAUUCGGUCUGAAGAACAAGAGUCUGAUAUCUGAACCAAGGUCGGAUGCCUCCUUCCCCCUCCUCACCUCAUGGAGAAGGAAACUCCACUGCAGACACAUGCAGCCAAGUCCACAGGGUUCCCCUCCCCCUAACUCCCCAACAGAGGGCCGUCUCCCAGGAAGGGAAGGACACAGCAUUUCUCAUCCAGCCUGAAAGACCUCAGCAUUUC
Messenger RNA from Equus caballus (horse), 4064 nucleotides. Lineage: Eukaryota; Metazoa; Chordata; Mammalia; Perissodactyla; Equidae. The record is from RefSeq and is a predicted model, not a curated record.